Molecule: messenger RNA, 6306 nt
Organism: Scatophagus argus
Lineage: Eukaryota; Metazoa; Chordata; Actinopteri; Scatophagidae
Gene: bcl11ab
Product: BAF chromatin remodeling complex subunit BCL11A b
Exons: 3
Coding region: 337-2760 (807 amino acids)
Biological process (GO): regulation of transcription by RNA polymerase II; negative regulation of dendrite development
Cellular component (GO): nucleus
Molecular function (GO): DNA-binding transcription factor activity; RNA polymerase II cis-regulatory region sequence-specific DNA binding
Source: RefSeq, a predicted model, not a curated record
CCGGCUUCGCCCUGCCCAUGUUUUGUAUGUCUCAGUCCGUCCAUCUCCUGACGUUCAAGUUCGUAGGAACGUCACGUCCGCACUUGAACUUGCAGCUCAGGGGGGCUUCGCCGUACCCCCAUCACUCUCUCUUUGCGAAAAAAGUCAUGAAGAGGUCCGCACAGUCCGUAGCGCGCUACGCCUCACCCUCUGUAUGAUCCGCAGUUCAUUUUUUUGUUUGUUUCUUUGUCCUAUUUGGAUGUCAGACGCAUCAAUGAAGAUAUUUCAUUUGGAGUCUACCUUAUAGGAACGGAUUUCCCAAUGUGAACUCAGCUGAAAAGCCGCCACUAAACCAACAUGUCUCGCCGCAAGCAAGGCAAACCCCAGCACUUGAGCAAACGGGAGUUUUCGCCUGAGCCGCUGUCAGGUGUUUUACCGGAAGAAGACUCCCAGGACUCCCCCAGGCUGGGAGUGGCUCACGGUGAGCCCCUGAAAGGGGACCCGGAUCUGCUGACCUGCGGCCAGUGCCACUCCCGCUUCCCCCUGGCUGACAUCCUGCUGUUCAUUGAACACAAACGGAGGCAGUGCCACGGGAGCCUCUGCACAGACAAGCCUCUGGACAGGCCACCCUCCUCCCCACUUGCCUCACCCCUCUCCACGUCCUCCUCUCAUUCGCGGACCCAUCAGCAGCACCCUCGGAGGGCGUAUCAUCCCGUGGAGGUGGCUGUUCAGGUGUCGCCGCAGGACGAGGAUUGUUUAUCUGCGCCUUUACAAGGAAUAAUCCCUAAGCAGGAGAAUAUCACAGAUAAAGAUGAGCCCAGCAGUUACACCUGCACCACCUGUAAGCAGCCCUUCACCAGUGCCUGGUUUCUGCUCCAGCAUGCCCAGAACACCCACGGCUUCCGUAUCUAUCUGGAGAGUGAACCUGGCAGCCCCCUCACUCCCCGUGUGGCUGCAGCUCCUGGGAUGGGGGGUGACUGUGCCUCUUCCCAGCCUCCACUCCAUGCUGUCCACUUGGCUGAUGGCAGUCCUUACAGCCUCCUAAGGAUGCCGGGCUCUGGGUCUGGCCGGGAUUCAGCAUCCACACCUCGUGAAGGUCGUUACCCCAGAACCCCACCACUGUUCAGUCCGCCACCACGUCACCACCUCAGCCCUGAUGACCUGGCAUUGGCAACCCACCAUCCCAGCGCCUUUGACAGGGUGAUGAGGCUGAACUCAGUGCCACUAGAAGCCCCCCCAAGCAUGGACUUUUCUAGACGUCUGCGUGAGCUGGCUGGGAAUGCCACUGGGGCUUCCCCUCCACUCUCCCCUAACAGGCCCAACCCUAUGCAACGGCUGCUGCAGCCAUUCCAGCCAGGUUCUAAACCUCCAUUUUCAGCUACGCCUCCCCUUUCCACCUCUCAGUCACCUUCUGGCUCACGCUCCACCCCCAAUGCUGUAUCCAGUUUGGUCCAGCCAGGCACACCUCUCAAAGCAAAGUCCUGUGAGUUCUGCGGGAAGACCUUCAAGUUCCAGAGCAAUUUAAUCGUUCACCGGCGUAGCCACACAGGGGAAAAGCCAUUCAAGUGUCACCUCUGUAACCAUGCCUGCACCCAGGCCAGCAAACUGAAGCGACACAUGAAGACACAUUGUCAGAACAAAUCUUUGGUGCUCAAUGCCAAGUCAGAUGAUGGUCUCUCAACGGCAAGUUCCCCUGAACCUGGUACCAGUGAUCUGAUUAGCAGUGCCACAGAUGCUCUGAAGUCGGUGGUGGCCAAGUUCAAGAGUGAGAACAAUGGCCUGAUUUCUGAAAAUGGAGAAGAAGAGGAGGAAGAUGAGGAGGAGGAGGAGGAAGAGGAGGAAGAAGAGGAGGAAGAAGAGGAAGAAGAAGAGGAGGAGGGAGAGGAGGAGGAAAUUGAGAGUAAGCCAGGAGUUGAAGAAGGAGAGGGAAGGAAUGACUAUCGUUUUAGCCUACGGCUUGAAGGGGCCCGCCACCACCAGAACAGUGAGGCCCUGCACCCACACCGUCGGAGCUUGUCACGGGAGCCUGGUGAUGAAGACUUGGCCAUGGAGUCAGACCGAGCAAAUGAUGGAACCACCACCAUCAAUGGCCUGGGACCUCUAUCCAAUGAUGGCCUGUCAAGGAAACUCCUUGGUGGAGGGGUCAGUCCUGGCUCCCUGAGUCCCCUGUCCAAGCGUAUCAAAGUGGAGAAGGACCUUGAUCCCCCAACACCAACCAUCCCAAACACAGAGAACGUCUACUCCCAGUGGCUAGCGGGCUACGCUGCCUCACGACAACUCAAGGAUCCCUUCAUCAACUUUACAGGUGGGGACUCCAGACAAUCGCCCUUUGCCUCCUCAUCUGAGCACUCAUCUGAAAAUGGCAGCUUGCGCUUCUCCACUCCACCAGCUGAGCUGGAUGGGGAACGGGCUGCCUCAGGACGCAGUGGGACCGGCAGUGGAGCCAGCACUCCCCACGGGAAUGGCAGGCCAAGCUCCAAGGAUGGCCGCCGCAGUGACACCUGUGAGUUUUGUGGCAAGGUGUUCAAGAACUGCAGCAAUUUGACAGUGCACCGACGCAGUCACACUGGAGAGCGGCCCUAUAAGUGUGAGCUGUGCAGCUAUGCGUGCGCCCAGAGCUCAAAGCUCACCCGCCACAUGAAGACCCACGGACAGAUGGGCAAGGACGUGUACAAAUGUGAAAUCUGCCACAUGCCUUUCAGUGUAUACAGCACUCUGGAGAAACACAUGAAGAAGUGGCACAGCGACCGCCCUCUGGCUAAUGACAUUAAGACUGAGUAGGCAAAGAGCAGCAUGCUGGCAGCUCUCUCUCUCUCAGCUCCCCUGGCUAAAAAGUGACCCUGGCUAACUAGCCAAUAAAUGAGGGGACAGGACAACAGGGUUCGGCAACAGUACACGGUACAGCCCUGUUAUCAUGCCCAACUGGAAAAAGCUGAAUGCAUGAUCCAUCAUUGGGGAAAUCCUAUUGCAUCAAGCGCAAAACUUUUCGAGCCUUUCUAUUGUGCAAUAAUUUACACGUUUUGUAUUUUUUUGUAACUGGACAGCAUGCUCAGUGUGUUUUGGCUACUUAGAGAGAAAUUUGUCCUUGGCUGGUGGGUUUGGUUGUACAUGUGUUGCUGUUAAUAUUUUUGAUUUCUUCAACAGAAAAAAAAUUAGUUAAGAGAACCCAUGCUGCAUACAGUACAUACUGUUUUACAUAUCAUGUACAGUUUUCUGUUCGAACAUAGUGGACAGUAUCAUAUUAUCAAAACAUCAAGACAAGCAGGGUCACACUUAAAACAGAUCUUUGUGAAAGACUUUCCAUGCAAGAUUGAGAUAAGAGAUACAUAUAUAUAGAUAUACAUAUAUAUAUAUCUAUAUAUAUCUAUACAGAUAUAUAUAGAUAUAUAUAUAUGAAUUGGGCUGCCUAUGAAAUGCUAGGCACUAGCGCCAUUAAAUAUUUCCUUGACAAACAGCAAUGAAAUUAACAAUAUGGUGUGAAAUGACAACAAUGAGUGCCUUGGAUAUUUUACCCGCAUUAGUUAAUCCUCCUUUUUGCUAUAAGCGUGGAGUGUCAGCGUAAGAAGAUUACAGGACAUUUUUGUGCACAUAUGGAAUAAGCAGGUCCUUGCAUCAAGCACCUGUACGACCCCUGUUGUUUUGUGACUUAGCAGAGUGUAAGGAACCAGCUGAAACAAGAAUGAAAAAAAGAUUACGUAUAUCUCUGGUAAAUCAUUUAUCUGCCUGACUCAUGUAUAUUGUUAUUCUCUAGAUUAUGAUUCUGUUUACUGGCAUGUUACAUGCUAAAAAGGAGUAGGAGUUUGGUGUCUUGAGUUUUGGUUUGGGAGUUUACGUUUUCCGGUACACGUGUACCAUACUGAGAGGGUAGUCUGAUGAGUUGUUUUAACCAACGUAAAGCUCUUAAUUUUCCAGAGUGUUUAUUUUCUUUGAAAAUUAAAAGUUUGCAGGUUUUUUGUAAGUAGCACAGAAUUAUGUCUCUUCAGUGUCAGUAAGUGGGCAGUGUUGCCAGCAGCCAUUUGAAGACCACAGAGUGGGUUUCGGUUCUUCUAAGCCAGACAGAUUUUGGGUGGUGGGGGUUUGGGUGUCUGAGGGCGAGGGCAGGUGAGGGUCAGGGUAGCGGGUGGGGAGUGGGUUGGCCGGGUGUCUUUACAAUUCAAAUGUUUAUGUCCUUAGAGCGCUUAUUCUCUUUACCGCAUUAGAUCUUAGAAAACCUUAAGUAAUUUGAAACCUUUUCUUAUUAACUCACAUUGGAAAUGAUUUUAAAAGCAAAUCCAAAUCAAAAGUCAAGAAUUUAGUAGUCUGAAUUUAGUAAAAACAUUUUUUAACAAAUUACCCCUUCCACAGAAGUGUAAAAAAAAGAGUCAAAUUUAUGUGUUUUUUUUGUUCUUUUCAUUUAACAUGCUCAAGACCUCAUUGUGGUAGUUGUAUUUUUUAUCUCCAUCCCCCAUUGUUGUUGAUAAUAUAGCACUUGUCACUCUGCCUUGGAUUCUGUAUCUGUCUCUCUAAUCGGAGAUACAGUCGGUUGAGUAUAAAAUAUGAACCGGAUUUCAGAUCUGGGACUACCUACGUGCACUGUUCAAUUUUCCCAGUUUACAGUCAUAUGCUCAAGGGAAAACUUGCUCUUAUGCUGACAGAUUAGUGUGGUGUCAUUGCUUUGCAUUAAAAACUAAAUAAAAAAAAGUUAAAAAGAGUUAAACUAGAAACUGUGGCCAGCCAUGUCUCCUCCUGAGAACUAAGUAUCAGUUUGGCUCUUGGGGGUAUCAAUGCAGGAACCGCCAUAGAAAUAUCCUGCUUCAUACCAACUAUAGAAACAUAUUGCUCAGUACAGAAAGAUAAAAUUUUACAAAAAUUUGAUUUUAAAAAAUAAGUAAAUUGUGUUGUUGAGUCUUUAAAGUAACACUUCAAUAUCUUUAGGGGAGAAUCUUAUUUAAUUUUUUUUGUUUGUUUGUUUGUUUUUUUUUUAUUGUUUAUUGUUUAUUAUUGUUUCUCUUUUCUGUCUUGGUGACAUCCAGGACAUGAUCACUAUGUAAUGAAUUGUAAUGAACAUGUCUCUCAUCUUUUUUUGCCUUUACUAUACACAAGUCUUCAGGUUGAACAAAAAUUUGAAUCGGGGAGAGAUUUAUGAUAUAUAAAUAUAUAGAGAGAACUUAAAACACAUAGGAAAAUGCACACUCAUGUAAGUUCCUAUGUUCGAAACACAUUUAUGGUCUACUUUUUUCCUGUAUUUAGAAUGGUAUUUGAAAUUAAUGUUCACUUAGUGUAGGCACUUAUAGUAUUUAUGUUGGAGCCUGUAUUUUUAACUGUUUUGCCUGUACUCUUUAAAGGUUUCAAUGUACCCUUUUUUUUCUGUAGUGAAAAAAAUCCCAACAAGCUGCCACCGUAUAUUUUCUUAAUUUGGCAGGAUAAUAUAGUGUGAAUAAUUUGUAUGCUUGAAAAUAAGUAUGUUUUUGAAAAAGAAAAUGUUGUGGUGUUCCCCAAGGGUGAGAGGUCAUAUAAUGGCCUUUUCAGGCAGUCCCGCUGGAGUGACCACAAUGAGGUAAAAACAGGUGGUUGUACAUAUCUUUUUAGUUUGUUUUGUAUAUUUUUCUCUCCUGCCAUUUUAUAUGCAGUAAUACAAGCUAUUGUUGGGUUUUCUCAGUAGCCAACUUUUUACUGUUCCUUGAACAUGUACCACCUGAUAACAUUCCAGCCGUUUUUGAAAAAGACCUUUUGUCAUAUGCAAUCAAUUCAACAUCAAUCUGAAAAGCAUUUUUUGCUAGGGUUUUUUUUUUUUUUUUUUUUUUAAUUUUCAGUUUAGUUUUUGUUUAUUCAUUGCCAAAAGAACCAUGGUGCUUUAUAAUUUAAAUAUGGUACAUCUCAUAUGCAAGGCAUAUUCUAAAUAUAACAGAAAUCCUAGAAAGAAAAAAGUUUGGUACAUGUUAUCAUUGCUGAUGGUAUUGAGGUACAUUUGGGUUUUCAGCCUGAUUUCAUCCUGUGUUCUGUAUUUACUCUCGAGUUAUUUGUUCUGAACUGAACUUGAAGUUGACCUACGGCAUUGGUCGACAUUAUUUAUUAUGACUCUACACACACACACAUGCUCUGUUCAGAACGGAGUCACUGAAAACAAAUCAGUUCAUUUUUCUCCCUCCUGACGAAUUGUGAUGGCUUAAUUUUGCUAUUUGAUGACCAAAGGUCAUUGACCAACAUUCAUGAGUUCUUGCUCGACUUACAGAUUUUGUUGUUGUUGUUUUUUCAGUUAUGGAGAUGCCACUAUUUUCAGCUGUUGUCUGCAUUAUUCUCUUCACUCAGCCAUUUUGUCUUGAAAAAAAAUAAAAAGUAUUACAUACA